AUGCGACGCUGGGCGACAGCACUCCGUGGCCUCGCGGUCAGUAGCCUCUUCCUCGAGGGAGACAGCAGCAGCAGCGAUCAUACGCUCGCACUAUGGCCGCAGGAGAUCGAUGCAGCGCUGUCACUGUCAUUGCAUCCGAAUGGCUCGUCCAUUGUCAAAGCCUCGCACGGAGGAGGUCUCUUCACUUACGAUGCAAAAGUUGACGUCCAGUCUGAGAUACCUUUGGACCCCCUUCUCGAGUCGAUCGAGAUCAUGUGGAUUCCAGCGACUGACGUCCAGAGUUCGACGUUUGAUCGCUUUUGGGUACAUUCGAUACGAUUGGACGGGAUGAGUGCAGUGGGUAUACGCCUACAAACCACGCUGAGGGCGGGAAAUUCGUGGAGCUCUAUUACUGCAGAGCAUACUGAAAGAGUCGAGGAAAACAUCCGUGGAGUUUUACGCGCCGUUCUACCCUCGGUCGAAAUUCUUCCUGGUUUGUCCAAAGGAUUUUUGGCAAAGUCGCUGUGCAGUUUCUGGUCCUGGAAAACAAGAAAUCCGCUUCAAGAGACACUCAACGGGUCUGGAACCGACUCACCGAUUCUUUGCUACACUUCGUCCUUUCCGUUGUCUCUGCACAACGAAGGCUCAGCAUACCCUGGCAAAGCCAUACGUGAGGCUAGCGGUAGCCUGGUUGACUCACUGACGUCGGUUGAAGUUGCACUGCUCAAAAUCCACCAAGUAAAGCAGUCCAUCAACGCAGAGGAACACUCACCCCGAUCGACUGCGAUAAAGCUUAGUCGUAGCUCAGGUUCUCCAGCGACCAUUGAGGCAGAGGUUUUUGAGGUAUGGAUAUCGCCAUUAUCCAAAGCGAAUGAACCCUGGAAGACCGCACUUCCAGCGUGCGGGACCGAAAUCGGUAUCUUGGUAGUGACAUCAAUCGAUCGUGCGUCGGAUCUUGAUCGACUUACGUGUGAUUGGAUCUGCACGAGGGGCGAGCGGGACACGUCAGGAGUUGUUCGAUCCGUGGUGGAAAUGCAAGUGCCAAAAACAGCGGUGGCUGCCUCGCUGCAGACCGCUAUCAAAGGGAAAGGUUUCCAUCGCCAGCAUGUAAUAGAUGUGAAGCUUCUUGAAAACAGCAGUUGCGGUGCGAACGCCGUCAACAAAACCAUACUCGUGCGUGUGUCGAUUUCAAGCACCGCCUAUGUCGACUUGGACGAAAUACGGAGAAUGGCACGCUUUGGUGAUCUCGAACUUCUGUCCUUUGCAAAGCAUAUCGACAUCGAGCGGCCGUCGCCAAUUUCAUCGCAGCACGUUGUUGGACUAACGUUUACUAUGCCAUCAACUGGCCACGUUCAUAUCGACUUUCCGCUUCACUUCCGGUAUCAAGCUCCAUCCGAGAACGAGCUGUACCGCCGCGCGUUCGUCAUUGCUCCUGAUGUAUAUAUGUUCUGUCCAGAAGGCGAUCGUUCCGUCAAGAGAGAGCUGAAACCGUCGAAAACCGAUGCCACGCACAACUACCUCCAUACGUGGGGACUGCUUGGACUACCUGACUCAGCAAUCGCCAACCACUACUGGCUGCAUUUGUCGACGAAACUUCCACGUCCAGUAGCGGAAGUAUCCAUACCUGUCGGCUACCUGCCGUCAGAUUGGCUUGUAAGCUCUGUUACUCUACUGUUUGCUAGCAUCGGCGCAGCGCUGCUUUGCUACGUUUCAGUUGGCGCAAGUGCACGAGCUCAGGGCCACGUUGCGAGCAAAUGGAAAGGGAAAACAGACUGA
Hyaloperonospora brassicae is the source of this 1755-nucleotide messenger RNA. The record is from the annotation of a GenBank genome assembly. Lineage: Eukaryota; Oomycota; Peronosporomycetes; Peronosporales; Peronosporaceae.